Molecule: messenger RNA, 3022 nt
Organism: Clupea harengus (Atlantic herring)
Lineage: Eukaryota; Metazoa; Chordata; Actinopteri; Clupeiformes; Clupeidae
Exons: 2
Coding region: 1052-1489 (145 amino acids)
Source: RefSeq, a predicted model, not a curated record
GUGAUGCCGUUGCAACAAAAACGUAAUUGAUCAUUACGGUUGUUGCUCCAUGCCUCGUCUUGAACUUCGUAGACUAGCAGCUGUAUCACUAAACUAUAGCCUACCGGCAUACUUCACUAUUCACAUGCAUUUGCGCUACUCCAAAAGCUUGCUUUAUCUACUGAGACGGGUGAUCUACAUUAGCAUAAAACACAGUAUACUUCAAACUCUAUUCAUCUGUCGUUUGAGCAACUUGACUGAUCCUCGUCCUCUGAAUCUCGGGCUUUGCAACAAGGCUCGCUGUUUAGAUCCCGUAAAUACGCAAGUGGUGGGCGCUGCUUUUCGAAAGCGCAUUUUGAUAUUUCUAUCCUCUACUCCUCCCACCACUGCCGAGAUAUAAUUGCAAGAGGAAGUCAAAAAGAAAAGGGGGAAGCGACUGAGAAACAGUUGAAAUGCAGUCCAAGGCUAGGCUUCAAUUUGGAAUAUCUCACCACGAUUGUGACCGAACCGCUGAACUAGUGCAGUAUGAAACGAGAUGAGAUAGCAUGGCUUUUCUCAACCACAGUUCGCUUUGUGUCGAUGUAAGGGCGUGGGUAAGGUCGUAGAUAUUAUUUUAUAUGCAUCCUAUGUGUAGCCUACUUUAUUAUAAACCACGUGUAGGUUUCGGGAUAUGUUAGUCACAUUACGCGACGUCUUCUACUAUUGUAUGCAGAGAUUGCAGUGGAAUAUCCUAGAAAAUUAUUGUGCAGUUCUAGUGCGCUCAUUCUGCAACAAGUACGUUUCUGUACAGUUGUUGUGAGGAGACAAGACAGAAAUGAAACCAAUCUAUUCUGUUCAUUGCGUGCUUUUAAAUAUGGUUGUAUUCAAACUGGUUGACAGGAUAUAUUGUAUGCCAGUAGCAAAGUGAUAGAUUUUAUAAAGAGACUUAUAUAUUUUUUUUCUGGCAGAUCUCACUGAGGAUGUCAGUUACAUUAUCCUGCUAGAGCAGAAGCACAAAGGCGCACGUACUCAAACCAAACCGGGCUGGCAGGGCAGAGGGAGCUGGAAGAUGUUGUAACCCAACGCGGGGACUAUGCCAUCCCCACGCAACAUCGCGGUGACCGUGGCCAUCCUGUUCAUAGUCGUCGGCCUGGUGCUCUUUUUGACCAUGUAUGCGCCCAUGCAAGUGUCCGGCUUCAUUUUGGCAGUUUUCGGCGUCGUUAUCCUUGUGUACUCCUCCUGCCAAGCCAUGAAGUCUGAACACGUAACUGUCCCGGGCCACUUCUUGCUUCAUCCUCGCACUGGGACACGCUAUAGCCCCCACCAAGCCAUGGCAAUUCAGAGGAGGCUGGAUAGGAUCCGCCGGGCCGCUGAGGAGGAGCGACCCGUCAGCACCGUCAGCCCCGCACCCCUGCCUCCACACUCCAGUCAGCAGAGUCUCCCCCGGACCCCCCCGCCCUGGGAGAUGGAGCCGCCGCCGUCCUACGAGACCGUCAUGAAGGGCAGCCAGAGCCCCGUCCAGAACUCGUGACUGUUACAGUGAGUCUCUCCUGCCGACGGAGAGCACACAAGCCAGCUUUGUCUCCAGUCAUUCGUCGUGACCAUUUGGUGCCUUUGGAGGGGGAGAACCACAGAGUUUCACCCCUUCUGAAGGGGGUUUAGGUGGAGAACGCAAAGACAAUGACCCUCCCCCCACUAGGUCUCAUCCAAUGAGAAGAGAGGUCACUAGGUCUCAUCCAAUGAGAAGAGAGGUCACUAGAUCUCAUCCAAUGAGACGCGAGGUCACUAGGUCGUGUGGCUAUAAGUCACGUCACAGGUGUUCAGGAGCUGAAAGACAACACAAAUGUUUCUUAUUCAGUUAGACAGACAUCUUAUCAAAGUUUUACCUCCCAGCGUUGGUAACAUGACCCACAUUGUCCCACACAAACAUACUACUCGUCUCACAACUGGUCACCCUAGUACCAGUGGAUGGACCAGGGCUUUUCAGCUUGACCAGUAUCUGGACUGAAUGUAUCGAUGGCCCUUCAAGCAGGAAACAAACAGUUCAAUUCAACCUGGUUGGGUUAGGCUUAGGGCUCUCUACCUCUCUUGUGUUACUCUGUGAAAUACAGUAUACUCAGGCCUUAGGACUGCCACACAUUCAGUUCUGAAAUACAGUAUACUCAGGCCUUAGUACUGCCUCACAUUCAGUUCUGAAAUACAGUAUACUCAGGCCUUAGUACUGCCUCACAUUCAGUUCUGAAAUACAGUAUACUCAGGCCUUAGUACUGCCUCACAUUCAGUUCUGAAAUACAGUAUACUCAGGCCUUAGCCUCACAUUCAGUUCUGAAAUACAGUAUACUCAGGCCUUAGCACUGCCUCACGUUCAGUUCUGAAAUACAGUAUACUCAGUUCUGAAAUACAGUAUACUCAGGCCUUAGCACUGCCACGUUCAGUUCUGAAAUACAGUAUACUCAGUUCUGAAAUACAGUAUACUCAGGCCUUAGGACUGCCACACAUUCAGUUCUGAAAUACAGUAUACUCAGGCCUCAGGACUGCCUCACAUUCAGUUCUGAAUGUUUCCUUUUUUUUGUUGAAAUGGUAACUCACCCUAAUCAGUGUCACAGGUCCAUCUUCCUAAAACAAGGGAGAAAUGCACUUCUAUGUUCAGGUGUGGUCUGCUGAAUGCAUUAAAGAGUCUGUCCAUCUGCUGAAAUAUGUUUCCAUAGGAAGGCCACGUCCCAUGUACACAUGACACAUGAUUGUGAAUCAGGUUUGAUUAUAUCUAUUCAAGUACUUUUCAAGUCUACUCACAAGGUCAGGGCUUUUGUUGUUGGCAAGCUCUACCCAUCACGCCACAAUUUGAUGAAGGCCACUUGCAUGUUUCUGCUUAACUCAGCAUGGGCAGGACAUCUGCAGCCUCACAGUGCCUUGACAAGAUACCAGAAGGACUGGGUGCGUGUUAUUCAGAAGGACCGGGUGCGUGUUAUUCAGAAGGACUGGGUGCGUGUUAUUCAGUGUUGAGGGUCUUAUUGUCAAGCCAAGGUUGGAUUGAAUGUUUUGUUUGACAACUUAUAGCAACUGA